AUGGAAAAUGAAGAGAAAUACAAAACCAUUAAGAAAGAAAUUCUCCAUGAAGGUGACAGUGAUUCCAGCACAGACCAAGAUGCUGCAAGUAGUGAAGAUGAGGAGGAAGAAGAAGUAGGAGAUGAUGAAGGACAAAAAGUGACCCUCCUUGACAAAACAGAAACCCAUCUGGUAUCAUUUCGGCGUACAAUCUAUCUCGCUAUUCAGUCAAGUUUAGAUUUUGAAGAAUGUGCUCACAAAUUGCUGAAAAUGGAGUUCCCUGACAGCCAGAUGAAAGAACUUUGCAACAUGAUACUCGAUUGCUGUGCCCAAGAGAGGACAUAUGUGAAGUUUUUUGGGUUAUUGGCAGGGCGUUUCUGCAUGCUAAAAAAGGAAUACCUGGAAUCCUUUGAGGGCAUGUUCAAGGAACAGUAUGAUACCAUACAUCGCCUAGAAACAAAUUACGAAAUGUUGCCAAGAUGUUGGAGAGUUCACACCUUCUUUAAGUNGAGUCAGCUUUCCAAGCAAUAUUCAAGCAGAGAUCUCCCUUCCCACACAAAGAUUAAAUACAGACAAACCACUCAAGAUGCUCCUGAAGAGGUUUGCAACCAUAACUUUAGGCGAGAACUAGAAGAAAGAGAGAGAGUUGCUUCAAGAGAAAAAAUCAGAAAUUGUCCAACUAGAGAGCACACAACCUCAUCUUCUGUGUCUAAGAAACCUCGCUUAGAUCAGAUUCCUGCUGCCAACCUUGAUGCAGACGAGCCACUUACAGAUGAAGAUGAAGAUUUUGAGGAAGAAAGUGAAGAUGAUGACACUACAGCUCUAUUGGCAGAACUAGAAAAAAUAAAAAAAGAAAGAGCUGAAGAACAAGCCAGAAAGGAACAAGAACAAAAGGCUAUAGAAGAAAGAGUUCGAAUGGAAAAUAUCCUGAAUGGAAACCUUCUCCUUAAUCUCACUGGCCCCUCUCAGCCUCAGGCCAACUUCAAAGUAAAGAGGAGGUGGGAUGAUGAUGUUGUCUUUAAGAACUGUGCCAAAGGAGUAGAUGAACUGAAAAAGGACAAAAGAUUUGUAAAUGAUACUCUUCGAUCAAAAAAUCAUAAGAAGUUCAUGGAGAAAUACUUCAAGUAG
Gracilinanus agilis (Agile Gracile Mouse Opossum) is the source of this 1107-nucleotide messenger RNA. Its product is annotated as spliceosome-associated protein CWC15 homolog. Gene Ontology annotation, molecular function: RNA binding. Gene Ontology annotation, cellular component: catalytic step 2 spliceosome. Gene Ontology annotation, biological process: mRNA cis splicing, via spliceosome. Lineage: Eukaryota; Metazoa; Chordata; Mammalia; Didelphimorphia; Didelphidae. The transcript has 2 exons. The coding region runs from base 1 to 1107 and encodes 368 amino acids. The record is from RefSeq and is a predicted model, not a curated record.